AACGUCAGAUUUGGUCAAAUGCUGCACACAGACAGUAAAUACCAGGUGUUACGAGAGGAGAUGGUUAAAGCCAACACUCGGAACUUGGUGUACCACUGCAGAGCUGACAAGAGUGACUGCGAUGCUGCGUUAGCGAAGAUGAGGUAUAAGGCCAGCAAGCACUUCUAUGCACUGUCGAAGGCUGUGGUGGAUUAUGUCAAGAAUAAGCGUCAGGCCAGGCCUACAGGAUACGUUGGAACUGCUACAUUCUGCCAAGAUAACAUCUGCGUACCAGACACUGAUCCCCCCAUCGUGUUCGGAGGCUGCUUCACCCUAGUCUCCUGCGGCGGCAACCAGACCUGGCACUUGGAUCCCAUUGUAUACAAGAAGAAGAAGGGACGUUUCUUUUAG
Molecule: messenger RNA, 390 nt
Organism: Helicoverpa armigera (cotton bollworm)
Lineage: Eukaryota; Metazoa; Arthropoda; Insecta; Lepidoptera; Noctuidae
Exons: 2
Coding region: 19-390 (123 amino acids)
Source: RefSeq, a predicted model, not a curated record